Alosa sapidissima (American shad) is the source of this 2584-nucleotide messenger RNA. RefSeq names its product lysosomal associated membrane protein 1b (gene lamp1b). Gene Ontology annotation, cellular component: membrane. The transcript has 7 exons. The coding region runs from base 238 to 999 and encodes 253 amino acids. The record is from RefSeq and is a predicted model, not a curated record. Lineage: Eukaryota; Metazoa; Chordata; Actinopteri; Clupeiformes; Clupeidae.
AAGUGCCGCUCACAUGACCAUUUUAUUUCUUCCGAGCGCAGCUGAGCUGAGGGGGCAUCAUCUCUGGAAUGACAGGAAAGCAGCAAUAAAAAGCGUCGUGACCUGAUACGUUUUGAAGCAUAUUUUAGCACAAGAGGAGUGAAGGACGUAAAUCAGGCUCUCCUCCUGCUGCCGUCCUGUUGUUGGCGUUCUUCUGGCUGAGUGCGCUGAGAUUCACUUUGGCAACUGACUGGAAACAUGAUACCUCACAUUGGCAAACAACCUCUCCCCGCCGGCCUAACAUUCAUCGUUGUGUUAGCGGCAACGUUGCAUCAGAGCUUCACUCAAGAGGUAGCAGCCACCACUGCUGCCCCCCAGUCCAGCACUGCUCUGGCCACCCCUGCAGCUCCUGGCAACCCAGAGAGGGGCAACUACAAUGUCACCAACUCCACUGGGACAGUUUGUCUUAUGGCUCGCAUGGGACUGCAGCUCAACGUCACUUUCCUCAACAACGAGAAUAAGACUGUCCAGGAGUUGAUGAAUCUGCAUCCCAACCAGACCAAGCACACUGGCUCCUGUGAAUCAGACACAGCCACCCUCAUCCUCAUGGAGGACGGGACCAACCUCACCUUCUCCUUUGCACUGAACACUACAUCGAAGAAAUAUCACCUGAACAGCUUGGCCCUAUCAGCAAUCUGGCCCGAUAUGGCUGAUUCAUUCCAUGCCUCCAACACCAGUCUGGACUAUCUGAGAGGCACUCUGGGCCGGUCCUAUAUGUGUCGGGAGGAGCAGAUCUUGAACGUGGAUGAAAAAUUCUCCCUCAACACCUACCAGCUGCAGGUACAACCUUUCGGUGUGAGAGCAGACCAGUUUGGUGAAGCUGAAGAGUGUGAGCUGGACGAGGACGACAUGCUGAUCCCCAUCAUCGUAGGCGCCGCGCUCUCUGGCCUGGUGCUCAUCGUGCUCAUGGCCUACCUGAUUGGCCGCAAGAGGAGUCAUGCAGGCUACCAGACCAUCUGAGCACCGCCCUCGUCUCCUCGUCUCAAAAAAAGCCAGGGAGCACAGCCAACCACCACCACCCGAUCCUCGCCCCACAACCUCACCCUCACCUCCACCCUCACCCAUCCUCCACCCUCACCCGCUAGCCUUAGCUUCUUACUCCAUGUAUCCACAAAACCCCAGCUUCCUUUAUGCCCAUGGUACAGGCCCCCAGCUGCUUUUCUGAAACCCUGCCCCAAACCCAUAUUGCCCUGCCUUGAACCCGUGCCAAGGUUGGCCUUGCUCUUCCAGGACUUCCUGAUCCCGAUCUCUUGUAUAAAAAAAAAAAAAACCACAAACAAACAGGAAUAUAAUAUGACAUGUAACAUGCUAUUAAGACAUGCUCUGAGCAGACUCAAAAGCUCAGGCUGUGUGCGUGUGUGCGUGCGUGUGUGUGUGUGUGUGUGUGUGUGUGUGUGUGUGUGUGUGUGUGUGUGUGUGUGUGUGCGUGUGCGUGUGUGUGUGUGUGUGGUCAACUUAACUCAUGCGCCUUUGUUCAGUUUGGGUCUUAGUCUGAAGAGUUUUAUAGAAGAAAUGCUUUAGGGAUUGUUUUAACUUUUUUUGCUGCUGUUGCUUGUCGUCUUUUUUGGUGUUUUUGUUCACUGUCUUGUUUCCAGGGUUUUCCCUCAUAUAUAGACAAUAAGGAUGUGUUCCAAGUACCAUAGAAGAAAAAGGAAACCAUUUUGACUGACAUGACUUUCGUAUCUCUGACGUCUGCUCCGUGCAGGUCCCUAGUGCACGUAGUCGCUCCCCCACCCCCUUCCUCUUGUACAUACUCGCAUAAUCCUUACACUAAAACUAAACCGGCCUCCGAAUGAGGCCCUUUACUGCUACAAUUGGCUUUGCACUGGCACUCAAGACUUGGACAAAUGUCCAUUUAACUGCUUUCUGGGUGUCUAUCUCCUUGUCCACAGAUCCAACUGUUACAGAUUGGUAUUCAAAUGUCAUUAAGCUAAAAAAAAAAAAAAAAAAAAAAAAUCAAGGCCUUGCUUUUCAGGGCAGGUCUGCCGUUUACUUUGACAGCAUCUAGUUGUGGUUACUUAAUUAAUUAACAUAUUUUGACUGGAGGGAAAUUCCACAGGAAGCCUUCAGUGCUCAUUAUGGGCACCAUGUGCAGUGCUUGGAAUCUGCAGAGGACGCAGGUGAUGGCGAGAUGGUGAUACGGUAUUUAAGUGGUGUUGUGCAUUAGAAUCACCAAAAGGGAGUUGACGUUACUUCACUGUGCAGGGUAUUAUCCAGUGUUUGUGAGACUGUUACAUACUAGUUAGGUGGAAGGGUGGGCUGACCGGAGUUGUGCAAGUGUGAGAUUGUUACCCUGUACAGGGUGUUUCACUGCACUGCUAAGCCAGGACUCAUCAGGUCAGUGUCGCUGGUUGGAUUCUCACUUUUUCCAUGCGCAAGCUCGUUGGCCUCAAGAGUGGGGUAUAGGUACGGGAGAUGCAGUUGAUCUUUCACUGAGGGUAUGGAUGACUGCCAGCCAUUACUAGUAAUUUAAUUGUUUUAAUAGUGAAUGUUUGGAUCACUUUUGAAAUGCUGUGAUAUUUCAAUAAAAAGGGACAAACGAGAA